CGGAGUACUGGAUACUCCAAUGAUGUCAACUCUUCUUCCUUCAUUACAGUCUUGUUUAAAUGCAAAUGGCCGUUUGUUCGGAAAAUUCGCCCACCUGCCUAUACUCUCCUAAUCCUUCCCCUCCAUUACAUUUUUGAGAUUCACUUUAUCAAAUCUCAUUUGUAAUUAUUUACGAGUAUUUAUUAAAUAUCUACAAGAGAUAGGUCUAGUUAUGGCUUCUUCCUCCCCUGAGCCUUCUGCGAGACCUGAAGGAAGCAGUGGCAAUGAUGUUUGUGGUGGAGAGUCAUCAGAAACAGCAGGGCCGGCAGGAAGCGAUCAGCUAUCUUUGUACAGACUACUGAAGAAAGCAAAAAAAGAGAGAGUCUGCACGGCUAAGGAGCGUAUCAGCAAAAUGCCCCCAUGCGCUGCUGGCAAGAGAAGCUCUGUAUAUCGUGGUGUCACUAGGCAUAGAUGGACUGGUCGUUAUGAAGCUCAUCUUUGGGACAAAAGCACCUGGAAUCAAAAUCAAAAUAAGAAAGGAAAACAAGUUUACUUAGGUAAGUAGUUUGUGUGUACUCUUUUCUUAGAAGUCAAAACAUCAAGGGAUCAGACUAAUUUUAACCAUAUGUGGUUUAAAAUGUCUAUAGGAGCAUAUGAUGAUGAAGAGGCGGCAGCUAGAGCAUAUGAUCUUGCUGCUUUGAAAUAUUGGGGCCCUGGAACACUCAUUAAUUUUCGAGUAACAGACUAUACUAGGGACCUCGAAGAGAUGCAAAAUCUUUCAAGGGAGGACUAUCUUGCGUCACUUAGAAGAAAGAGCAGUGGUUUCACCCGAGGAAUAUCUAAAUAUCGUCCACCCUCCUGUCGCCGAGAUUCACAAUUUGGCCAUUUACGAGAAGCUAAUGAUUUCAGCAGCAAACCUCACGGUGAUGAUGUCACUGCAGAAAAUGAACAUAUAGGCGGUUUUUGCAUGGACCAAAAAAUAGAUUUGUCAAGCUAUAUCAAGUGGUGGGGACCCACCACCAAAGUUCAGGCAUUGGAGGAACCAAAACAGGGCUGUUCUGAGGAUUGUAGCAGUAAUGAAGUAUUGGAAAUGACGGUUCAUCCAACUCAACCCUAUGAGAUGCCGCGUUUGGGGCUAUCACAGAAAGGAGGGAAAAGUAAUCGGAAAGGCACCACCACCUCCACACCAACUAUUAUGAGCAUAUUGUCACAAUCUGCUGCUUACAAGAGUUUGCAAGAGAAAGCAUCAAAGAAUAAAGAAAAAGAUGAGGAUGAUAAGAACAAUAGUGAUAAUUACGGGAAAACAAUUGAGAUACUAAAUGAUGGUAGUGGUGGGGGGAGGAAUAGUGGGCUUGGAGCUUUGUUUGGUGGGACUGGGAGUAGUAGAGGAUUAGCAAUGAUUAAUAGAAACUUGAAUCCGCUGACUCCUAUCUUGUCUGCUCCUCUAAUGACCAACUACAAUGGGGGUGGUAUAGAUGCCUUGGCAGAUCCGGUUCUUUGGUCGCCUCUUGUUGCCUCUGUUUUUCCUUCUGGAUCAACAUCUUCACAUGCGGCCACACAGAUCACAAAGCAAGAGUAGGUUUCAGAUUAUACCUUUUUCCAGCAAGGUGAUUGAAUUUUAUUCAAUAAGUUCGUCGAAAGCCUUGAACAAAGUUGGGCUAACAAACUCCAGUUUUCAUAUGUUAUGUGAACUCGGGUCUCGGGAGUUCUCAUAAUGGUAGUGUGUGGACAUAUUCCUGUAUGUAAAGAUGUAAAAUAGUGUAUACUUUUUAAUUCGUUUAUUUGUUCUUUAAUAUUAGAAACCAGUUUCUGAUGCAUCUCUGUUUUUGUUGUUGUAGACUUGUAGUGACUCAUUUUCUCAAACGUCAUUUGCUUUCUUAGUAUGUUGGCGUUUACUUUUUAUGUUAAUCAUUUUUUGCUUAUUUCCUUUCA
This is a messenger RNA of Cuscuta europaea, 1911 nucleotides long. The record is from the annotation of a GenBank genome assembly. Lineage: Eukaryota; Viridiplantae; Streptophyta; Magnoliopsida; Solanales; Convolvulaceae.